GUUAGUGUGUGACAGUUUUCAGUGUUUGUCCCACGAAAAUUAUAUCGCUUCCGUGUUUUAGCCAAAAAUAUCAUAAAAUUUUAUGAAAAACUGUGUAAAAAACUGAUAAAUGGCUAGGGGAAGCAAUAGUGGGCGCGAUAGGGACAAGAAACGCACGGGAAGUAAGUCACCGGAGCGUAAGAGGGCCCGGCGGUCAAAGUCACGAGAUAAAGAUCGGAAGUCGAGGAGGGAUCGUCGUGAAAAGAGUCCGGAGAGGAACAGUAGAGAGGGCAGAGAUAGAGACAGGGGAGAACGAAGGCAUGGGGGCUCAUCGAAGAGCUCAAAAAGUGGUGGGUAUGCAUUUGCUAAGGAGCGAGAAGCAGCUAUGAAAUUGGCAAAGUCGCUGGAGAGGGAGAGGAAUAAGGAGAAAGAGCCGAAGGAAGUGGUUGAAGUGAAGGAGGAAACUUUUGAUAUGGGGGCAAUUGACAAGGAAGAGGAACAGAGACGGUUGGAGUUGGAGAUGACAAAGCGCAGGGAGAGGAUUGAGAGAUGGAGGGCGGAGAGGAAGAGAAAGGAACUGGAAGUGAAUAAGAAGGAUAAAGUGAAUGUUUUGGCCAAUAUAACUCUUCCGUCGGCAAAGAAAUGGAGUCUGGAGGAUGAUUCGGAAGAUGAGGCUGAGGAAGCAACGAACCAGGGAGCUGCGGAAGAGGAAGAGAUUGAUCCUCUGGAUGCAUUUAUGCAGGAAGUCAAUGAGGAGGUCAGGAAAGUCAAUAAGAUCUCCCAGCCGAUGAAGAAGACAGGAAGUGGAGUUGUGAUUAUGACAGGAGUGGCCAAGAAAUCUGAGACGAGUACGAAGAAGAAAGGAGAACUGAUUGAGCAGAAUCAGGAUGGUCUUGAGUAUUCCUCAGAGGAGGAAGUUGAAGAUAUCAAAGAUACAGCUGCAAAUCUGGUGAAUAAACACAAGAAAGAAUUGGCCAAGAUUGAUCACUCAGGCGUCAACUAUGCUCCCUUCCGGAAGAAUUUCUACGUGGAAGUGCCGGAAUUGGCAAAGUUGACAAGUGAAGAAGUGGAUAAAUACCGUUCGGAUUUGGAGGGGAUCCAGGUAAAGGGCAAAGGUUGCCCGAAGCCCAUCAAAACCUGGGCACACUGCGGAGUGUCCAAGAAGGAGUUGGAUGUCCUCAAGAAAUUGGCCUUUGACAAACCAACUCCCAUCCAAUGUCAGGCUAUUCCGGCAAUUAUGUCCGGAAGGGACUUGAUUGGCAUUGCCAAGACGGGCAGUGGAAAGACUCUGGCCUUCAUUCUACCCAUGUUCCGGCACAUCCUCGAUCAGCCACCAAUUGACGAUGGAGAUGGACCCAUUGCCAUCAUCAUGACGCCCACCAGGGAAUUGUGCAUGCAAAUUGGCAAGGACAUCCGGAAGUUUUCCAAGCCCAUCAAUCUCCGUGCGGUUUGUGUCUACGGUGGCACGGGGAUUUCUGAACAAAUUGCCGAAUUGAAACGAGGAGCCGAGAUUAUUGUUUGCACUCCUGGCCGGAUGAUUGAUAUGCUGGCAGCUAAUUCCGGAAGGGUCACAAAUCUCAAAAGGGUCACUUACAUUGUUCUGGAUGAGGCCGAUAGGAUGUUUGACAUGGGCUUUGAGCCCCAAGUCAUGCGAAUAAUCGACAAUAUCCGGCCAGAUCGACAGACAGUGAUGUUCAGUGCAACUUUUCCCCGGCAGAUGGAAGCACUGGCGCGGCGGAUUUUAAAGAAGCCCAUUGAGGUCCAAGUAGGCGGAAGAUCAGUGGUCUGCAAGGAUGUUGAGCAACACAUUGCUGUUCUCGAGGAUGAGGCGAAAUUCUUCAAGCUACUGGAACUCCUGGGACACUACCAGGAACAUGGGAGUAUCAUUGUGUUCGUGGACAAGCAAGAGAAUGCAGAUAUUCUGCUGAAGGAUCUCAUGAAGGCAUCCUAUCCUUGCAUGAGCCUCCACGGUGGCAUCGAUCAAUUUGACAGAGAUUCCACCAUCGUGGACUUCAAAUCCGGAAGAGUUAAGCUACUCAUUGCAACUUCUGUAGCGGCUCGUGGCUUGGAUGUCAAACAUCUCAUCUUGGUCAUCAAUUACGACUGCCCCAAUCACUAUGAGGACUACGUGCACAGGUGUGGGCGCACUGGAAGAGCAGGCAACAAAGGAUUCGCCUGGACAUUUAUCACAGAGGAUCAAGGAAGGUAUGCUGGGGAUAUAAUUAGAGCCCUGGAGCUGUCUGGAGCUGCAAUUCCUGAUGAUCUGCGAAAUCUGUGGAACAACUACAAGGCUGGCCAGGAGGCAGAAGGGAAACGCGUCCAUACAGGCGGUGGAUUUAGUGGGAAGGGUUACAAGUUCGAUGAGCAGGAAGCUGCUGCAGUAAAGGAGAGUAAGAAAUUCCAGAAGGCUGCUCUUGGGCUGCAGGAUUCCGAUGAAGAUGACGAUCUGGAUCAGGAUAUUGAUCAACAGAUUGAGAGUAUGUUUGCAGCAAAGAGGAAUGUCAAGGAAGUCGAGGUGCCUAUUGUGGCGUCUCAUCUGCCUCAGACGUCGUCCACGGAUAAGCUGGAGUUGGCCAAGAGAUUGGCGUCCAGGAUAAAUAUUGCUCGGAAUCUCGGAUUUGAGGCCAAGGGAGCAACUCAGCAAGCUGCAGAGGCUAUUCUCAAGGGUGCUGCAGCUCAGCCAAUCAUCACGGCAAAGACAGUGGCUGAACAGCUGGCAGCUAAGCUCAACAAUAAGCUGAACUACCAGCCGAAGGAGGAGGAGGAACCAACAGCAGCAGAGAAUGAGGCGACCUUCAAGAAGUACGAGGAAGAGUUGGAGAUUAAUGAUUUCCCGCAACAGGCUCGCUGGAAGGUGACAUCGAAGGAGGCUCUGGCACAGAUUUCGGAAUAUUCCGAGGCGGGAUUGACGGUAAGAGGCACGUAUGUGCCUCAAGGGAAGAAUCCGCCGGACGGAGAGAGGAAACUCUACCUGGCCAUUGAGAGCUGCAAUGAAUUGGCUGUCCAGAAGGCCAAGAGGGAGAUCACGCGGUUAAUCAAGGAAGAACUCCUGAAACUCUCAACAGCUCAUCAUGUCUUCAACAAGGGGCGCUACAAAGUCCUCUAAAUUUCGAAUGAAAAAUAUGGGCGAAACAGCGAAGGCGACGAAUGAUAAUUUUGUGUAUGAUUCAUGUUGGAAAAGUAAAGUAAGCUUCGCUAAAA
This is a messenger RNA of Phlebotomus papatasi, 3180 nucleotides long. It is a transcript of the gene Prp5, whose product is annotated as probable ATP-dependent RNA helicase DDX46. Gene Ontology annotation, biological process: mRNA splicing, via spliceosome. Gene Ontology annotation, molecular function: RNA helicase activity; ATP binding; nucleic acid binding. The transcript has 3 exons. The record is from RefSeq and is a predicted model, not a curated record. Gene Ontology annotation, cellular component: nucleus. Lineage: Eukaryota; Metazoa; Arthropoda; Insecta; Diptera; Psychodidae. Bases 110 to 3085 code for a protein of 991 amino acids.